CAAAAUACAAUCUCGUGAGCAGCGGGUCCAUUUCUCUUUGUCGUCGAACAAGCAUUCCACUCUCCGUCGGACGCUGUCCACCGUUGUCAGCUUUGCGUGGUUGUUCUCGGGCAAGCAUUGAAGAAGGUUCUAACUCGAGGGCCUUUUCUACUCCCAAAAUCUGGUUAGAUUGAUUUGUUCAAUCUGGCUUUGAAUCUAGAUUUGAAUAUGUUCCCCGCGUCAUCGGUUCCCCGCGUGGUUGUUCUUGCUGUGUUUUAAUUUUUUCAUUUUAAAUUGGCUUUGAAUCUGGUCGUGUAAUCGUUUGAAUAUUGACGCUUUUGAAUUUUGGGAAUAUUUAUUUUUGUGGUACUAGCUUUUUGCUUGAAUGGUGUGUAACUGGGUGUGAUACUUCUGCCCUUUUAAUUUUGAUUACUAGCGUCUAGCGACUUGUAUGCUUUGGAUUGUGUUGUUUUGCAAUGUUAUUGUUGGAUUUGUUGUGUAUUACUAUUGGCAUUCUGUUUAUUGAGCAUUUUAUAUUAUCAUCAAUAUAGAAAACGCUAAAGAUAUUUGUGAUGCAUGGUCUUGUAAAUGACUUGGCUCGAGUUGUGUCAAACUAUCUGGAACAAAAAUUAAAAGUGUUAUAUCAACUAUGCAUAUUUCCAAGAUUUCAGUGGGGGCAUCAAUAUAGGUCCGCUUCUGCAGAUGCUAAGUAUGCUUGGAGAGUCUUAAACAACGUUAUUAAUUUUUGAUUUGAUGUUUUGUGGCAUUGAGGUUUACUGACAAUCCUUCUAAUUAUCUUUUGUAGUAAACACGCGUUUUAAUGGUGGGUCACUUUUAUAACUUGUACCCACUACCCUCCCCUGGUUUCCUUCCUGGCUGUAUAAGUUUUUUAUGAUUUUUCAUGCAUGCAGUCGUCACUGGAGCUUGGUCACUAUUUCUGAAUGUUAAUCUUUACACUUUCUUCUUUCUGUUUAAUUGUAUUUAAACAUUACUCUUUGGUAAGUUAGUCCAGCCUAAAUGAUGACGCUGCUGCCAAUAUGCUCGCCCAGCUAUCUUGUUCAAUGAAUUUAUUGUUAUUAACGUGUUUUAUAAGUUUAAUCUUGAAUGAAUUACUUUUUGAGCCUUUUUGUUAGCAUGGUCAACCCUGCCAAGAAAACCAGAAACAGAAAACUUACUUUAAUCAUGUGGGUAUUGUGUUGUUGGGAUGUAGGCAUAUUUGAUAUAGCCCUCACCUGCAUCUUACUCAUUCCCUCUGUGUUCUGUCGGGGAAGCAUGCGAAUACUGGGAACCAUUUUACAAGAGAGGCUCAUUCAAGCAAUUCAUCAAACUCCUUGCGCUACUGCUUUGAGUGUCAUUCAAAUCCAUCUCAAAUUCAAAUUCCUGUGCACUCAUACAGCAGAAAAUUUUCCUGAAGAUAACUCCAAAACGUUAGAUAACCCUAAGUGCUUAUCUUACAGAAUUGAGAAGCUCUCCAAAGGACAAUCAGUUGGGUCUGCUUUCCAGAGCUGGAUGGGUGAUGGGUUCCCUAUCCAUAGAGGGGACAUCUUUCAUGCCAUUAACCGUCUAAGGAGGCUGAAGAUGAACAAACGUGCUCUUGAGGUGAUGGAAUGGGUGAUCAGAGAAAGACCUUACAGGCCCAGGGAACUAGAUUACUCUUAUCUCUUGGAAUUUACAUCAAAGCUUCAUGGAAUAUCACAUGGUGAGAAGCUCUUCUCCCAUAUUCCUCCUGAAUAUCAUAAUGAGUUGCUCUACAACAAUCUAGUGAUUACAUGCUUGGACAAGGGUGUGAUAAGGCUUUCACUUGAGUACAUGAAAAAAAUGAGGGAAUUAUGUUAUCCCAUCUCACACUUGGUUUUCAACCGCCUUAUAAUUUUACACUCAUCACCGAAUCGCAGGAAAAUGAUACCAAAAAUACUGGCUCAAAUGAGAUCUGAUAACGUUACCCCACAUGUUUCCACCUACAAUAUUCUGAUGAAAAUAGAAGCUAAUGAACAUGAUAUUGAAGGUUUGGUCAAGGUCUUCAGUCAGAUGAACCAAACGAAGGUCGAACCAAAUGAAAUAUCAUAUUGCAUUUUAGCCACUGCACAUGCAGUGGCUAGAUUGUAUACUGCAGCUGAAGCCUAUGUUGAAGCUGUUGAGAAGUCGGCUACUGGGAAGAACUGGUCAACAUUGGAUGUCCUACUGAUGUUGUAUGGGUAUUUGAGGAAGCAGAAGGAGCUGGAGAGGACCUGGGGCAUCAUUCAAGAACAACCAGUGGUUAGAUCUAAAAGUUACAUGUUGGCCAUUGAAGCAUUUGGUAGAAUUGGAAAUCUAAAUCAAGCUGAAGACCUGUGGUUAGAAAUGAAGUCAAGGAAAGGAUUGAAGUCUGUAGAGCAAUUCAAUUGCAUGAUGUCUGUAUAUUGCAAACAUGGAUUGAUUGAUAAAGCUACUAGAAUUUACAAGUGUAUGGAGGCAAAUGGAUGCAAACCAAAUGCCAUAACUUAUCGCCAGCUUGUUCUGGGCUGCUUGAAAGUAGGUAUAACGGAGCAAGCCUUGAAGACAUUAGAGUUGGGCAUGCGUUUCACAGUUAGCAACAGAGUCAGAAAUUCAACCCCAUGGUUAGAAACCACUCUUUCAAUUGUUGAUAUUUUUGCUGAGAAAGGUGAUGUAAGAAAUGUGGAGAGAUUGUUUGAAGAACUUCACAAGGCUAGGUACUGUAGAUACACAUUUGUAUAUAAUACCUUGAUUAAGGCUUAUGUAAAAGCUAGAAUUUAUGAACCAAAUCUUUUGAGAAGGAUGAUUCUUGGAGGAGCUAGGCCGGAUUCUGAAACUUACAGUCUGAUGAAACUUGCGGAGCAGUUCCAACCCUGAUUUUCAUGCAUCCUUUUGCGCGUUCUGUGUACUCUUUUUUUGUCUGUCUACCUCAAAUUACUAAACCCAUUUUAUACCGUAAGGUGUAAGCGAUAAUAUAUUAUCGAACUGAGGCUCAUUUUUCUUGCUCUGAUUCCUAUCUUCUCUCAUAAAUGAUAAAAAUGCUUCCUUACAUUCUA
This is a messenger RNA of Prosopis cineraria, 3008 nucleotides long. Its product is annotated as pentatricopeptide repeat-containing protein At1g07590, mitochondrial. The record is from RefSeq and is a predicted model, not a curated record. The transcript has 2 exons. NCBI's taxonomy places the organism in Eukaryota, Viridiplantae, Streptophyta, Magnoliopsida, Fabales, Fabaceae. Gene Ontology annotation, cellular component: mitochondrion. Gene Ontology annotation, molecular function: protein binding. Bases 1084 to 2829 code for a protein of 581 amino acids.